Messenger RNA from Sebastes umbrosus (honeycomb rockfish), 3092 nucleotides. Its product is annotated as elongation factor 2-like. NCBI's taxonomy places the organism in Eukaryota, Metazoa, Chordata, Actinopteri, Perciformes, Sebastidae. The transcript is spliced from 13 exons. Gene Ontology annotation, biological process: translational elongation. Gene Ontology annotation, cellular component: cytosol; ribonucleoprotein complex. Gene Ontology annotation, molecular function: translation elongation factor activity; ribosome binding; GTP binding. The record is from RefSeq and is a predicted model, not a curated record. Bases 151 to 2724 code for a protein of 857 amino acids.
UGAUGACGCACAGGCCCUGCUGCACGUAGUAUAAAUCCUUGUUUUCUGACGUCAGCGGCCUCUUCCCUGCCUAAGACCUCGUAAGGUGGGCAGUUGUAAAAUUUCCUGUCUCUUUUCGCCACCAAAGCGGAUCCAAAACCAUCCGUCAAAAUGGUGAACUUUACCGUGGACCAGAUCCGUACCAUCAUGGACAAGAAGGCCAACAUCCGUAACAUGUCUGUGAUUGCGCACGUCGAUCAUGGAAAGUCAACUCUGACGGACUCACUUGUGUCAAAGGCUGGCAUCAUCGCCUCAUCUCGUGCUGGAGAGACCCGUUUCACCGACACCCGCAAAGAUGAGCAGGAACGUUGCAUCACCAUCAAGUCUACCGCUAUCUCCCUAUUCUACGAGCUGAGCGAAAAUGACCUGGCCUUCAUUAAGCAGAGCAAGGAUGGCACUGGCUUCUUGAUCAACCUGAUUGACUCACCAGGACACGUUGACUUCUCCUCUGAAGUGACUGCUGCUCUCCGUGUCACCGAUGGAGCCCUGGUUGUAGUGGACUGCGUGUCUGGUGUGUGUGUGCAAACUGAGACCGUGCUCCGUCAGGCCAUUGCUGAGCGUAUCAAGCCAGUCCUGAUGAUGAACAAGAUGGACCGUGCCUUGUUGGAGUUGCAGCUUGAAGCUGAAGACCUUUACCAGACAUUCCAGCGUAUUGUUGAGUCAGUCAACGUCAUCAUCUGCACUUACGGAGAUGAAGAUGGACCCAUGGGAAAAAUCAUGGUCGAGCCAGACAUUGGUACCGUUGGCUUUGGUUCUGGACUCCAUGGCUGGGCUUUCACCCUGAAGCAGUUUGCUGAGAUGUAUGCUGCCAAGUUUGCUGCCAAGGGCAACACCCAGAUGACAGCAGCUGAGCACUGCAAGAAGGUGGAAGACAUGAUGAAGAAGCUGUGGGGUGAUAGGUUCUUUGAUGCAUCCACUGGAAAGUUCCUGAAGUCUGCUAAUGGAGCUGAUGGCACCAAGUUCCCCCGUACUUUUGUUGCUCUUAUCCUGGACCCCAUCUACAAGGUGUUCGAUGCCAUCAUGAAAUUCAACAAGGAGGAAACCGCCAAACUGAUCGAGAAGCUGGAAAUCAAGUUGGAUACUGAGGACAAGGAGAAGGAGGGUAAGCCACUCCUGAAGGCUGUGAUGCGCCGCUGGCUGCCUGCCGGAGAAGCCCUUCUGCAAAUGAUCACCAUCCACCUGCCUUCCCCUGUCACUGCCCAGAAGUACCGCUGCGAACUGCUCUAUGAAGGACCUGGAGAUGAUGAGGCUGCCAUGGGUAUCAAGAACUGUGACUCCAAGGCUCCCUUGAUGGUGUACAUCUCAAAGAUGGUCCCCACCACUGACAAGGGUCGCUUCUACGCAUUUGGUCGCGUGUUCUCUGGUACCGUCUCCACUGGCCUGAAAGUACGCAUCAUGGGACCAAACUUUGUCCCUGGAAAGAAGGACGAUCUCUUCUUGAAGCCAAUUCAGAGGACCAUUUUGAUGAUGGGUCGUUAUGUUGAGCCAAUUGAAGAUGUGCCAUGCGGUAACAUCGUGGGUCUGGUUGGAGUGGACCAGUACCUUAUCAAGACUGGAACAAUCACCACCUAUGAGCAGGCUCACAACAUGAAAGUGAUGAAGUUCAGCGUCAGCCCUGUGGUGAGAGUUGCUGUGGAGGUCAAAAACCCUGCCGACCUGCCCAAGCUGGUGGAGGGUUUGAAGCGUCUGUGCAAGUCCGAUCCUAUGGUGCAGUGCAUCAUUGAGGAGUCUGGAGAACAUAUCGUUGCUGGGGCUGGAGAGCUACAUCUGGAGAUCUGUCUGAAGGAUCUGGAGGAGGAUCAUGCUUGCGUUCCACUCAAGAAAUCCGAUCCAGUGGUGUCCUACAGGGAGACAGUCCAGGCAGAAUCAAGUGUUGUCUGUCUGUCAAAGUCGCCCAACAAGCACAACCGUCUGUUCAUGAAGGCCUGUCCCUUGUCAGAUGGCCUGGCAGAGGAUAUUGAGAAGGGUGAAGUUACCAAUCGUCAAGACCUCAAGACCCGUGCCCGCUACCUUGCUGACAAGUACGAGUGGGAUGUCGGUGAGGCCAGAAAGAUCUGGUGCUUCGGACCCGAUGGAACUGGCCCCAACCUUUUGGUCGACGUUACCAAGGGAGUGCAGUACCUCAAUGAGAUCAAGGACAGUGUCGUGGCUGGCUUCCAGUGGGCAGUUAAGGAGGGUGUCCUCUGUGAAGAGAACAUGCGUGCCAUUCGCUUCAACGUCCAUGAUGUGACCCUGCAUACAGAUGCUAUUCACCGUGGUGGUGGUCAGAUUAUUCCCACAGCUCGCAGAGUUCUGUACGCAUGCGAGCUCACUGCCGAGCCCAGGAUAAUGGAGCCCAUCUACCUGGUGGAAAUCCAGUGUCCUGAAGCUGCUUUGGGUGGGAUCUACGGUGUGUUGAACAGGAGGCGUGGUCACGUGUUUGAGGAGGUCACUGUCAUGGGCACACCAAUGCGUGUUACCAAGGCCUAUCUGCCUGUCAAUGAGUCAUUUGGUUUCACCGCUGACCUUCGUUCCCACACUGGUGGCCAGGCCUUCCCACAGUGUGUGUUCGACCAUUGGAACAUCCUUGCCGGAGACCCAUUUGACCCUGCAUCCAAGCCUGGUAUUGUUGUCACGGAGACACGCAAACGUAAGGGUCUCAAGGAAGGUAUCCCAGCCUUGGAAAACUACCUGGACAAAUUGUAAACGCCUGGACCCCACUUGGCUCAUGCCUCAUUCCUCCCUUUCCAACAAAGUUAAAUCUAUGUGGGAGUGGACUGUACAGAACACAGUGAGCACUAAGGUUUGCCAAAAGGAUUGACAAUAAUGGAUAAACGACUACAAAAAUUGUAAACGAUAAAUAAAAUAAAAUAAAAAUAAAGGUUGAGGCUGUUCAUUUUUGUUUCUUUAUGGGAAUGAAUGAUCAUGUGGAAGCUAUGUAAGACUUUUUUCCACUGCUGCUUAAAUUUAUCUAUGGUGGCUACAAUUAAACAAGAAUAAAGGGUUGAGGUGCUCAAUCUACUUUUAUGUCCUCACAUUAACCAAAUAUGAUGCAUUAAACAUUUACUAACGCA